Molecule: messenger RNA, 1882 nt
Organism: Alternaria rosae
Lineage: Eukaryota; Fungi; Ascomycota; Dothideomycetes; Pleosporales; Pleosporaceae
Product: NADP-specific glutamate dehydrogenase
Exons: 5
Coding region: 442-1806 (454 amino acids)
Cellular component (GO): cytosol
Molecular function (GO): L-glutamate dehydrogenase (NADP+) activity
Source: RefSeq, a predicted model, not a curated record
GAUGAUAUACGCUAACCUGAUUUAGCUACCUCGGCAUGAGCCACUGCGAAGUGGGGUCGUGCUGAACAGCCUCAACUCCUCAUCUCCUUUUCUCUCCUAGACGCCUUUAACGAUCCCUCUUAUCAACAUACACACUGGCUGAGUUGGAGAGCUCGCUAGUGAUGAAGAUGCCAACACAUCCUUACCAACAUCUGUACCCGAAGGACGCGACAUCCAUGUGCCCACUUCACAGCGCUGAUUCGCGUGGUACAACAUGCUGCAGUCAGCUUUCGCUGUUGCAUGUUGCAGACAGCCAUGGUCGAUAGCGUAAUAGCGCGCUAUCCUCGUUCUGAUCAAGCCCUUUGGGUAUACAUGUGCGCAAGCCGCCGGCGCGUCGUACAUAAUGGAGUGCGCAACCCUCGCUAUUAGCCCUCUAUCAAUCCUGUCUUCGGUAUCUACAACAUGGCUUCCUUCGAACCGGAGUUCGAUCAAGCCUACAAUGACCUUGCUUCGUCCCUCAAAAGCUCCACAGUGCUGAAAUAUCAUCCGGAGUACAGAAAUCCUCUCAGGGUAUUUGCCAUCCCCGAGCGCGUCAUUCAAUUUCGAGUGAUCUGGGAGGAUGACAACAACUGUGUGCAAGUCAACUACGGUUAUCGUGUACAGUUCAACUCAGCAUUGGGGCCAUACAAAGGCGGUCUAAGGUUUCAUCCGUCUGUCAACCUUUCUGUACUCAAGUUUCUGUCGCUGGAACAAACGCUGAAAAAUGCUUUAACGGGAUUAAAUCUCGGAGGUGCCAAAGGAGGAUCAGACUUCGAUCCCAAAGGCAAAUCUGAUCAUGAGCUUCGCCGUUUUUGCGUGUCAUUCAUGCGCGAACUGAGCAAGUACAUCGGUGCUGAUACGGACGUGCCGGCAGGCGAUAUGGGCUGUACACGACGCGAAGUAGGGUGGAUGUUCGGCGCGUUCAAGGCGGCAACUACAAGAUGGGAGGGCUGCAUCACGAACAAAGGCGAUGCGUUUGGUGGAAGUCUGAUGAAGCUUGAGGCAACUGGUUUUGGACUAGUUCAUUACGUGUCUUUGAUGAUCGAAUACGCUUCCAGUACCACCGAAUCUAUGCUCGGAAAGAAGGUUGCGAUCUCAGGCUCUGGCAAUGUCGCACAGUACGCCGCCAUCAAAGCCAUUAAUCUUGGUGCAGUCGUCCUUACUCUCUCCGACAGUAAAGGCUUGCUGAAAGCUGUGUCUGAUGAAGGCUUUACAAAAGACGACGUAGCACUCAUUGCCUCAAUCAAGGGGAAACGUCUCCCGCUUUCCAAUAUCAUGGCAAUGGGACAGGGUCAGAGGUUCGAGUACCUCGAAGGCGAAAGACCCUGGAAACAUGUGAAGGAAGUUGACAUUGCGUUACCCUCUGCUACGCAGAAUGAAAUGUCCAAAGACGAAGCGGAAGCACUGAUGUCUGCUGGCUGUCGCUUCAUCGCCGAAGGCAGCAAUAUGGGCUGCGCGCAAGACGCUAUUCAACUUUUCGAAUCGCGCAGGGCAGAUGAUCCGAAUGAACGUGUGUGGUUUGCUCCAGGUAAAGGUGCCAACAUUGGCGGCUCGGCAGUAUCAGGGCUCGAGAUGGUGCAAAACAGUCAGCGCCUCACCUGGCCGGCCGCACAGGUCGAGGCUGAACUGUAUCGUAUUGUCGAAUCAUGCUUUCACAGUGGUAUCGAAGCUGCCAAAACUUAUACCGACAUGCGCGCGGAAGAGUUGCCAAGUCUCUUUGUAGGGAGUAACAUUGCUGGCUUUGUCAAACUGGCGGAUGCAAUGCAUGCCCAAGGAGAUUGGUGGUAAGUCAAAGUAUCAGGCAUUCAAUAAUGAGUGACUACGAGAGUAUUGCGAGAUCAUAUUAUUCAUUACUAGAACAUCG